This is a messenger RNA of Chilo suppressalis (striped riceborer), 534 nucleotides long. The record is from the annotation of a GenBank genome assembly. Lineage: Eukaryota; Metazoa; Arthropoda; Insecta; Lepidoptera; Crambidae.
AUGUCUGGUAUGCGUACCGCCUUACAAGCUGCUAGCGAACUCUCUGGCUUUGCGUGCAAGCACUUAGUUAGGCUUAAAGACUUUGUAUCCACUGCCAAAAUAGUUUUAAUUCUGUCAAAAUUUCCGAAGACAGUUUACACAGAAAAGAUGCUUAGCUCUUCACUUCUCUGUGGCCUGAGGGCAGUUCGCUCUUCUGUUGUUAUCACCAGAAACUUGGCAGCCGCGCAGAAGGCCACAGAUCCCAUCCAACAGCUUUUUUUGGACAAAGUUAGGGAAUACAAGCAGAAGAGCGCUGGUGGUAAACUUGUUGAAGCAAGCCCAGAAAUUGAAAGAGAGCUGAAAGCUGAGCUCGACAAGCUUGAGAAACAGUAUGGUGGCGGUUCCGGUGUCGACAUGACUGCCUUCCCUUCUUUUAAAUUUGAAGAACCCAAACUGGAUCCCAUUGAUGAAGUCAAGAAGUGAAUUAACUCUGAUUUAGACUUUAAACACAAUUUGUUGUAUGCUCUUCUGGUGAUUAAAUUAUUGAUUUAGGUA